Messenger RNA from Papilio polytes (common Mormon), 1259 nucleotides. RefSeq names its product protein lifeguard 4-like. The coding region runs from base 112 to 852 and encodes 246 amino acids. The transcript has 5 exons. Gene Ontology annotation, biological process: negative regulation of apoptotic process. Lineage: Eukaryota; Metazoa; Arthropoda; Insecta; Lepidoptera; Papilionidae. Gene Ontology annotation, cellular component: membrane. The record is from RefSeq and is a predicted model, not a curated record.
CACAAACGUCAUCCGAUCUAACUUGUCAUUUCUUCUUGUUUUCAAGGAAAUUAUUGAAUAUCGACACGAAGAAACAAGGUAUUUCAGUAAUAUAACGAAUCAGAUCUAAUCAUGGCCAACAUACCAUUAAUGUAUGCUCAAGAAGAUUGUGAACUUGGUGGAAAGGAAUCGAUAGAGGAUGAUUUCGCAUAUCGCAACAAUGUGAUGAAUGCUGAUAAAGAGAUCCGUUUGGGUUUUGUGCGCAAAGUGUAUGGUCUUCUCACAGUUCAGUUGCUGGCUACGGUGGCUAUUGCAGCAGUUUUCCUGCUUGUCAAACCAGUACAACUGUUCAUACACCAAAAUGACUGGAUGGUAUUCAUUGCCUUCAUAUUGAGUAUUGUGACGUUGUUCGCUCUAAUCGCGAAGCGCCGGGAUUCCCCGGCAAACUUUUACCUUCUCGCUGCAUUCACUGCUGUGCAAGCGUACACUGUGGGUGUGGUGGUGUCCUUCUAUGAUACAUUCAUAGUGCUGCAGGCGCUUGCUAUCACCUUCGCUGUCGUGUUGUCGCUCACCCUGUAUACACUCAACACUAAACGUGACUUCUCUUUCAUUGGAUAUGGACUGGUGGCUGGACUCAGUGUGCUGAUUGUGGGCGGGCUAAUCCAAAUCUUCCUGCAAAGCUCCGCGUUCGAGGUCGCUCUCUCUUUCGCUGGAGCAAUCUUCUUCAGUCUCUUCCUCAUCUUCGACACUCAGCAGAUGAUGACCACAUUGUCUCCGGAAGAAUACAUCCUCGCUACAAUCAAUCUGUAUAUGGAUAUUAUCAACCUGUUCCUAUACAUUCUUCGUAUCUUAAACGAAAUGAAUAGAAACUAAAAUACACUUCUUCGAGUCCUUUUGAAGUUUGCUUGGAGAAUUUUAAGUUUAUCAAUGUUAAAUUAUAUUAGGAUUUUGUAACAUUUUUCGUUUUUUUAUAAGUGCGAUUGAAUUUAAAUUAUAUUUUUAUUGUUUUCAACAUUCCCUGUAUUUAUGAAAUUUUGUAAAUUUUUCAGUCACUUAAUCUCGUCUUUUAAUAUUUUAUGGAAUAUAUUGUACAUAUUUUUUCCUGUAUUCUCAAUGUAUAAUUUCUUUAACAUUAAGCAUAUGUGAUUUUUUCUUAUGCACUUAGAGCACAGUAUUAUUUUACUUUCUACUUUUCAAGUUCUCCGGUUUAAUCUUUUUUAAUUUAUCACUUGUUUUUAAAUCCUUUAACAGCCAUAAAUAUAUUUGACAAUGGCAAUUGU